CGGAUCCGCGCAUGCUUAUGUCGCUUUAUGCCGAGUCACAAAAUGACCUAGAAAACGAAGUGGUUUCAGACUUUGUACGGCCCCUGUGCCUGAGCUAUUAGCAACACGUAUAGUCACAGCCAGCGGCACUGCACACGGAACAGUCGCGGGUGACUUGAGAGUGUUGUGUGUUUUGGCAGCUUUGCGAAAUAGCGACGACCCCCUUCAACAUGGAGAUCUUGGGCCUCGUGGACGUCCCGUUGUAUGUCCUUCUAACCCUGGCGGUGGCUGUGCUGAUCUAUAUACAUGGAACCUGGAACUUCAAUUACUUCAAAAAACAGGGCAUCUCUGGACCAACACCGUUCCCUCUUUUAGGAAACACCGUGUCUCUUUCUUUCUUCCACAAAUUCAAAGAAUGGAACCGAAAGUACGGAAAUGUAUAUGGCAUAUUUAUGGGAAGAACGCCAGCCUAUGUUAUAUCGGAUCUGGACAUUCUGAAGGAGGUGUUUGUCAAGAGCUUCAACACUUUCAGAAACAGGAUGAAAUUCACACUCGUGCCCUAUCCAUUCAAUUUGGGCGUGUUCUUCUUGGACGAUGAGCACUGGCGGAGGGUGAGAAGCAUCAUAACACCGAGCUUCAGCAGCGGCAAACUGAGGAAGAUGUGCGCUGCCAUCAACGAUUGCUCAAGGACUCUCACAACUAAUUUCUCUAAAGCCAUUGGGAAAAAGGGAGGUGUGAUCAUGAAAGAUUACUUUGGAGCUUACACCAUGGACGUGAUUGCACGGACUGCCUUUGGUAUAAAAGUCGAUUCUCAGAACGAUUUCAACAAUGAAUUUGUCGCUAAUGCUAAGGUGAUGUUUACACAAUCAAAGCCAAGACGACUACUACCAAUGAUAGCACGCUUCUGUCCACCAUUGGUGUGGGUUAUCCGGAAAGUUGGAGUUGGAUUUUUUCCGAACAGCGUCAUGAGUUUUUUUCAAGCAAACAUCGUGGAAAUGAUCAAACAACGACAGAACGACUCAAAGGAAAACCGAGAGCAGAGAAUCGACUUCCUGCAACUCUUGGUGGACGCUGAGAUAACGGAUGAUACAGUUAAACAAGAAAACGGUCAUGCAGCCAAUGGGCAGGUCUCAGAGAAACAAACAGUCAGACGUUUAACAACGGAUGAAAUAGUUGGCCAAGGGAUAUUGUUCUUCGUUGCUGGAUACGAAACAACGGCUUCCACGCUGAACUUUGCAUCACACAGUCUCGCCAUGAAUCCGGAUGCACAGGAGAAGGCAUAUAAUGAAAUCAAAGAGAUGCUUGGGAAUGAGGAACCAAACUACGACAACAUUGGGAAACUGAAGUAUCUGGACAACAUCAUCACUGAAACGCUCAGACUCUACCCACCUGUUAUUACAUUAAGUCGCAGAGCUUCUGAGAAUAUUCAGAUCAAGGACCUGACAAUCUAUGAGGGUCAAACUGUCUUCGUGCCUACAUUUGCACUACAGAGAGACCCUAAGCUCUUCAAGGAUCCACAUUCCUUCAAACCUGAAAGACAUGAUGAAAAAUCAAACCCACUGUCCUUCUUGGCGUUCGGAUACGGUCCAAGAAUUUGUAUUGGGAUGCGUCUGGCUCUGAUUGAGGCUAAAAUAGCCCUGGUUAAUGUUCUGAGAGCUGUGAAGUUUGAACGUAUGCCGGACACUCAGGAAGUAUUGACGUUUAAGCAGACUAGCGUUCUCCAAACAGAAAAGGACAUCAAGCUGAAAGUAUCUCCAAGAUGCUGAGCUAUGGGAAGAGGCACCUGCAGUACUCUUAUGAUAAGAAGAAAGGAGAGAGAAAUGUUACACAACUUGUAACUGUCUCAUGAUUCAGUCGAUUGCUGUGAUGAAUUGUUUCUCUUUUUGUGCCAGAAACAUAGACACAUAUUCGUCUGUAAGCUGUGUCGUCCAGGGUUUUCCUAAGUGUUGGAAAACUUUCGCACAUACCUUCGUGGAUCAGUAAUCAGCGGAAACUGUCAUGUUUCAGUAAUUCCUUGCUUUUCCACAUUUGACUGUCAGUGAUUGUAGUAUUAAAGAACGAUUUUCUAAAUAGACAUUGACCACACAUCAGUAAUGGCAGAAGUGGAGAGUGCGGAUAGGCAGGCAGGCCGGCAGACAGGCUGACAGACAGACAGACAACUGGUUGUUCCAAAUAAUCUGUCUCCUUUUGAAUGACAUGUGCACUGUUGUAUGCAUUGUACGUAUACUAUGCAUUGCAUUAAGAACGUUUUAAGAGUUCUGGAAGAAGCUGUCGGUUGAACUAAUCAAGUUAAAGCUGAAUCUUAAGUACAUAUAUGCGUUACAAGGUAUACGUAGAUUCUCGGAUAGUUUAUGCUGAAACGUAAUUUCUUAUAAAACAUAAUAAGUAGGGCUUGUGUUGUGAAAUUGGAACAUUGAUCAGUGCAGUUCAGCAACGAUGAUAUACCAGUUAGAACAAAAUAUAUAUCCAAGACCUAACUACAUUGAAUAAUAAAUAAUGAUGCUCAGGCGUGAUUGUGACACUUGAUGUCUAUUGACGUUACAUCUCAUUUGUCCGUAUUGCAAGUACCGUAUGUGAAAUACAAAUUGUCAUAGUAUCAUAAAGAAUAAAUGCUGUGUAGAGUAUUUAGAAGGAGUAGCUUAUCAGUCCUCAGCAAAAUUACAAACCACAUUAUAUCUUGAAAGAAUAUUUAUCCUUCAGCCACAUUACAAACCAACUCAUACCUCGACAGUAAAUGUAACAAACAUGAAUUCUUGCAAAUUCUAAAGUCAGUGCCCUGUAUGUGUACUUUAUGUCAGAUAGGGUAUACAUACUGAAUGUCAAUGCUACAUUUAAAUUGCGGUUGUUUAACGUGUUUGUCGUACAUGUAACUUCCCGUGCUCAUGUUGAAUAUACUCGAUUUUGAGUUUAGUACAGAUUUGUUCUGAAAUAUGGAAAUUGCUUUGUCGCUCUUAUUCGCUUUGUCAAUUUCAGCUAAAACAACCAGUGUAUUGAUCACAGUGUAUUCAAAUAUAUAUAUUGAAAUUUCUCAUCUCAGCAUGCACUAAUAAAUACAUGUAAAUA
Messenger RNA from Haliotis rubra (blacklip abalone), 3042 nucleotides. RefSeq names its product cytochrome P450 3A13-like. Gene Ontology annotation, molecular function: oxidoreductase activity, acting on paired donors, with incorporation or reduction of molecular oxygen; steroid hydroxylase activity; heme binding. The coding region runs from base 210 to 1745 and encodes 511 amino acids. The transcript has 14 exons. NCBI's taxonomy places the organism in Eukaryota, Metazoa, Mollusca, Gastropoda, Lepetellida, Haliotidae. The record is from RefSeq and is a predicted model, not a curated record.